AUGAACACGGCACGUCGUGAUGCGGUCAACGCGGCAUGUCCCAGCAGUCUCCCCGUCCGUAAGACUCGAAAACGACAGGCAACCGCCAACACUUGGGCGCACGCACGCGAGCCGCAGGACGCGGAGCCAGCGCGCUGCCCCCGUAAGAACGAGAAGAUCUAUUACUGUAUGCAUUGCCGGGACCCCACCUAUUCCACCACCGUUUCGACUACGUUUCGCCGCCACUUGCUCAAAGCCCACGGAAUUGAGCUCAGUGCCCCCGAUCAUCCGAUCAAGAGACAGCGCGACAACCUCAUCCAGGAUGCUUUCGCCAAGGCAGGCGAAGUGACGACGUGUGUGGAGGCCACGACGAAUUCGGGGAGGAAUUUUCUCGGUUUUCGUCUUCUUUGCUGCGCGCACGGUUACGGCGUAGCAGCCAUUUUGCAUGCGGGCAUCAUGUCGGGAGAUCACCCGCUUCCUCGAGCACGGCGUUUGGCGCCCAAAGAAUGGGAACCGUUGGUCUGCGAUGGUUCUUGUUGUGGACACGUAUCGUGUUCCCCUUACCGGGUAGGCGGCUGGUGCAGCACCUGGUUCUUUGUGAAAUGGGGGGCGUUGGCCCCUGUGAAGCCGUCUGUUAUGCUGGCCGAGUUGCACGAGCGCCUGGGGGCGUACAUGUUCGACUAUUACGCCGUCAUCAGCGUGAGGCCGGAGGCCCCGCCCCUUUACGAUAUCUUGGUUAGGGUGGAGGCCCGAACCGGUAGUGGGGAUGUGCGUCGUCUUUUGUCCUUGGAAGGCAGCACGGUUUUUGAUCCGGGCGUGAGCUGUGUCUGGAAGGUGACUUGCUGCCAGGCUGCUUUGGAGACGGAUGUCGGUUUUAUGUUGAAGCACUUUGAGCCAGGACCCGAUCGGUUUUUUUUCGGGAACGAAAUUCUGGCGGACAAGCUCAAGUUGGAUGUGCACGCUGCGUUGGCUUAG
Beauveria bassiana ARSEF 2860 is the source of this 954-nucleotide messenger RNA. RefSeq lists its product as uncharacterized. The record is from RefSeq and is a predicted model, not a curated record. NCBI's taxonomy places the organism in Eukaryota, Fungi, Ascomycota, Sordariomycetes, Hypocreales, Cordycipitaceae. Gene Ontology annotation, molecular function: DNA binding. The coding region runs from base 1 to 954 and encodes 317 amino acids. The transcript is spliced from 3 exons.